AUGCUCGGACAGCCACCCCUAAAGAACCUUGCAUCCCGCCAGCAGGACGAGGAACCCGCUGCAGCGACUGGAGAGGAGCUGGGCAAAGCAGAGGGCAAAGCAGCCAGCGAAGCCGCGGGCGAGGCUGCGGGCGAGGCCUCGGGCGAGGCCGCGGGCGAGGCCUCGGGCGAGGCCUCAGGUGAGGCCAAGGCCAUGGGUGAGACCGCGGGCGAAGCCGCGGGCGAAGCGGCUGGUGAAGCAGCGGUACCGAAGGAGGCAGAGGCCUCCCCGAGCGCGGCGUCAGCACCGGCGGCCUCCGAGGAAGGGAAGGCAGAGGCGGCAGAGGCGGUAGAGGCAGAGGUGCCGGAAACCGCAAGACUCGAACAGCUCGAAACACCCGAAGGUGAAUCGGGCCAAACUCAGGAAGCUGAAAAGAAGGCUGACGCAGUUGACACGCCUGAGGCUGCUGAGGCUCCGGCGGUGAAGCAAGAGGGGGCCCAGGAGGGCCAGGACCUCGCCAAGGCGGCCCGAGACUUUCUCGGCUCCGUCACCGGGGCCGUGUCUCCCAUGGCUGAAAGAAGCGCUCACAGCGCCACCAAGAGCCCAACCUCCCAAAGCGAGGGCGCAAAGGAUGCCAAGGAUGCGAAGACCUUGGCCGAGCAUGAGCACGAGCAUGAAGAGACGGAUCACGAGGAGCAUGAGUUUGGGGAGACUGCCCAUCUUGUGGAGAUCGAAGCUGAGGAGGAUCCCGAGUUUGAGCAGGAGGCUCAGCAGGAGGAGGAGGUGGAGGAAGAAGAAGAAGAGCCUUUGUACAAGGAGGAGGAGCUUGGACCACCGAUUAACAUCUACAAGCCCGUGACGCCUUAUGAGGUCAACUGGGAGAUCGUUGAGGCUCCCGCAGACGGGGGCGCAGGUGGAAUGCAAGGAUCCAAGAAAGUCGGGAAGGUUGUCAAGCCAAAGGUGAUCAAAGGCCGGUGUCAGUGGCGCAACCCCGUAGGGUUCAUGUGCUCAACAGACCUCUCGGAGGCAGCCGAGUAUGAGCCGUGGCCAAACGACAUGUUUGCUGUCUACACGUCGACCCAGGGAGGAGACAGCAAGGACAUGUCCUGGGUCGAGGGGGUCACGUUGCUGAGCUCCGAGGGGCAGAACAUCAUUGCCUUCAUCUUGCUGAUGGCCUUUCUCCGGGACCACCAGGAGCUCUACGUGGAUGUAGAUCUCAUGGACGGGCGCAUCUACUCCAUGAAAGGUCCCGGGGGGCUCGAGCUAACUCCUGGCGAGGAUCAGGUUCUUCUCUGCGAGGAUAUAGAAGUCAUCAACGAUGUGCGAAAGGCUCUGUCCGAGGCCUUCUAUAGCAAAGCCUCGCCAAAGAUCACCACCGUGCAUGAGGAGGAUGGUAUCGACUUCUCUGGCACACGAGGCAGACGCGAUGACGAGCCCGUGCCCCAAGUGUCUUCCGAGCCCCGGGUGUCGGAAGCUUUGGAUCGCCUCCUUUCAGUGCUGCGGGAGUGCUCCACGCGCAUGGAAAGCAUCGACGAUGACACAUGGAACCAGCGCAUCCGCCUGUCCAAGCCGACUCGACAGAUCAUACCUCUUCAUCAGGCGAGCAAGCGGAAGGCUUCAUCGUCCUCGGAUCAGCUCUUCACUCUCUUCGAGCCCCUAGCAGACCUUGAACAGGCCCGAGCGGCGGCAGAGCGCCAGGAGCGGGAAGAGGAAGAACGCCGGCGGCGAGCCGAAGAAGAGAAACGAAGAAGAAAAGAGAUGGAACGCCAGGCUAAGGAAGAGGCAAGAAGACAGAAGCAGCUGGAGCAGCAGAGGGCAAGAGAGGAGGCGAAACGAGCCAAGGGCAAAGGUAAAGGCAAGGAUGAAGCCAAGGGCAAGGGCAAGAAGGACAGGAAGCAGCAGCAACAGCAGGGGUACAACCAGCAGUACCAGCAAUACCAGCCGCAGCAACAGCAGCAGCAGCCGCAGCAGCAGCAGCAGCCGCAGCAGAAUUCCAAGAAAGGCCGCCGAGGUGGUGGCCAGCCGGGCCCCUCGAGUUCGGCGGCUGCAAGCAGCGGGGACGCGGCAUUGCAGCAGGUCUACACAAUGCCAGAUUUGCCACCCGACUGGGUCGCGGUACCCGACCAGGCGUCUGGACGGCCGUACUUCUGGAACCCCACCACCGGUGAAGUGACCUGGUCCAAGCCGGGUAUGAUGAUGCCGCCCAUGCCAAUGUUUCAGCCCCCAAUGUUUUUCCAGCAGUAG
This is a messenger RNA of Symbiodinium natans, 2223 nucleotides long. Lineage: Eukaryota; Dinophyceae; Suessiales; Symbiodiniaceae. The record is from the annotation of a GenBank genome assembly.